Messenger RNA from Phaeodactylum tricornutum CCAP 1055/1, 1861 nucleotides. RefSeq lists its product with no specific name. The transcript is spliced from 2 exons. Bases 221 to 1837 code for a protein of 538 amino acids. The record is from RefSeq and is a predicted model, not a curated record. NCBI's taxonomy places the organism in Eukaryota, Bacillariophyta, Bacillariophyceae, Surirellales, Neidiaceae.
CGAACCCAAAAAGAUUUCUCCUGCUCGAGUCAUCAUCGCGUGUGUUCUCUCACGAUCGCCUCUUGGUGUGCGUUUGCGUUCGUGUCUUUUUCGUGUGUGUUCCCCACUGGAACUACGUACAGUAACGCCUCGUCGUUUGCUAUUAUUCACAGUCCGUUUGGUGUUUUGUUCAUUUUCAUUACAGUAGUGGUACCUACUUUACCUAGUGUGAGAGUGGAGGAUGAUGAUGUCCAAGCCGGAACCGCAAGCCGCGGCAAAAAAGAAAUCGGCAGGCGAUGCCGUUGCGGAUUUGGAACGCCGCCUCGCCCAAUUGGACGUUACGGAAGCUCCACCCGUUAGUACCAGUACUGCUAGUGUCACGAGUACGUUGGAUGAUCCUCCGGCCUUUGCGGCACCGCCGUCGGUGGACGAAGCCGUUCCCGUCAAGGGGGGCAAGAAUGCUCUUUUGGCUCGCAUCAUGGCGGCACAAGAACGCGCAAAACAGGCUCAAUCCACGGUGAAAGCGCCGCCGCCUCCUCCCCCAGAGGAUUUGCUCGACCUCUCGGACGACGUUCCGGCUCCCCCACCGUCCUUUCAAUCGUACGAACAAACCGCCGUUGCCGCACCGACGCGGUCACCGCCAGCCCCGUCUUACAAUUGGGAUCCCCACGCACCAACCCCCACCACCACUAGUACGACUUCCGCUCCACCCACGUGGAUUCCCGACACCUCCGCGCCUUCGGCUCCAGCCUUGGAAGAUCUGUUGGCCUUGGAACCCGCUACGCAUUCGACAAACGUGGGGACGGACGAUCACAAUGCCUACUUUCUCGAUAUGCAACCCGUCGCCCCACCGUCCCAAGGUCACGCCGCGGAACCUUCGGUGGAAGAAGUCUUGGCGGCGCUCGAAGGUCUCACGGAAGAAGAAAAACAAGCCCUCCUGGCCGAACAGGCCAAGAUCAUGGCGUCGAUUGAGCAUUCCCAAACAUCCGCGGCGGCUGCCAAGGCUGACGCCUUUGAGAGUCGCAGUUUUUCCACGGCCGUUCAGAGCGUACACCGUCGCCCGCAACAACAACAACAACAACAACAGCCAACAAACGCCGCUCACCGCUCGGUUACCAUUGACGGGCAGAGCGUUGCACUGCACGGACAGGAACAGACCCGGGCCGCUAUUCAGGACGGCACCGCCGUACUCGUACAGUGUCUUUCUUGCCAAAACAUGAUGCAAGUGACCAAGGCUGCUGCACUCAUGUUCUGUCCCGUCUGUCAGGUAGUCUCGCCCGUAGAGCACCUGGAUGGUAUGGACGCCGCCCAAGCCGCACAGCUGCAGGCCGACAUGGAAUUGGCCGAGCAAUUGCAAAAGGAGGAAUACAAGGAAGCCGCGGCGGAUCGACAAGAGCGGACUUCGCGACCAACGUCCACGCCGGACAAGAAAAAGGAUCAAUCCUGGGGUGAGUGGUUGGGUUUGAGUGCCACGGCCGGUACCACCAGCUCCACGUCUUCACCGGAACGUCCCAUGUCGUUCGCGCAAAAACCAACCGAACGGGGUGCCAUUGGAGUCGCGCGUCCCCCCGGUGCCGUCGCCGAAACCGGGACGGCCCAGUACGGAUCCCGCUCGUACGAUGAUGACGUUUGGGCGUCGCCGGGUGGCGGCGGUGCCCGGGUAGCGGAAACGAAACCCUUGUUCAACUGCGUCGCCGAUUCGGUCUACUCGGCUGCGUCGACCUUCACCACGGCCAUGCACGCCACCACGCUGUCCGAAGACGACGAAGGCAACGUCCACGGCGUUGACUCGUCGUCGCUCUUGGCCAUGCCCGGUGUUUCGCGGGAAUCGAAUUACAAACAGAUGGAUGGAAACUAACUGAAAAACGAAAUAUAACUCUUU